Molecule: messenger RNA, 933 nt
Organism: Oryza brachyantha (malo sina)
Lineage: Eukaryota; Viridiplantae; Streptophyta; Magnoliopsida; Poales; Poaceae
Product: 60S ribosomal protein L28-1-like
Exons: 6
Coding region: 114-704 (196 amino acids)
Biological process (GO): translation
Cellular component (GO): ribosome; cytosolic large ribosomal subunit
Molecular function (GO): structural constituent of ribosome
Source: RefSeq, a predicted model, not a curated record
GAUCGACGAGACCCUCUCUCUCUCUCUACCAGACGCUCGUCUCCAGCGACGGCGGCGGCGGCGACGGCGAGGAAGGGGAAGCUAGGCGGAGGGAUCGCAGAGGCGGUGCAGCCAUGGGCGUGAUGGAGAAGCUCAAGAUCUUCGUGGUGAAGGAGCCGGUCGUCGCCGCCUCCUGCCUCAUCGCCGGAUUCGCCACCACCACCCCAACACCGGAGCUCAGCGAGGCGCCGCCGCAGCUCCACCAUCUCCGGCUAAGCGAAAUGGCGACAGUACCGGAGCCUCUGAUCUGGGAGAUCGUCAAGAAGAACAACUGCUUCCUGGUGAAGCAGUUCGGAAAUGGCAAUGCCAAGGUGCAGUUCACCAAGGAGCCCAACAACCUGUACAAUGUCCACUCCUACAAGCACUCCGGCUUGGCAAACAAGAAGACCGUGAUGAUCCAGCCAUCAGGUGCAAAGGAUGCAGCUGUGGUCCUCUCUACGACCAAGACCAAGAAGCAGAAUGCCCCAGCGAAGCUCUACCACAAGUCUGUGAUGCGCAAGGAGUUCCGCAAAAUGGCUAAGGCCGUUAAGAACCAGGUGAGUGACAACUACUACAGGCCUGAUCUGACCAAGCCGGCUCUUGCAAGGCUUAGCUCAGUGUACCGCAGCCUCCAGGUUGCCAAGUCUGGUGUUAAGAAGAAGAACAGGCAGCCGACUAAGCUGUAAAUCGCUUAAAGCUUGUUUUUUUUUGUCAAGGGGCAUCUUGUUGCUCAUGUUUCCAGCUACCUGUUACAUCAGUGUUGAGACUUGAAUUGAUAUCUAUUGCUAGAAUUGUACUCGUUACAGUUUUGUUCUGCUUCGUGCCCUUCCAAUUAUUUGGUUUGCACAACUGCGCUUGAUAAUUGCAGCUAAUGUCAUCAAAUUGCUGAUGCAAUGUGUAGCAUCUGUUACCUGA